Molecule: messenger RNA, 594 nt
Organism: Biomphalaria glabrata
Lineage: Eukaryota; Metazoa; Mollusca; Gastropoda; Planorbidae
Product: myosin heavy chain IB-like
Exons: 2
Coding region: 1-594 (197 amino acids)
Source: RefSeq, a predicted model, not a curated record
AUGCAUGAUGAAAUACUGUGGAAGAAGAAGGUAGAAUGUGAGAAAGGAGACUCUGCCCCAGCUUUAGGAGGCCCUGCCCCAGCUUUAGUAGGCCCUGCCCAAGUUUUAGUAGGCCCUGCCCAAGUUUUAAGAGGCCCUGCCCCAGCUUUAGGAGACUCUGACCCAGCUUUAGGAGACUCUGCCCCAGCUUUAGGAGGCCCUGUCCCAGCUUUUGGAGGCCCUGUCCCAGCUUUUGGAGGCCCUGCCCCAGCUUUAGGAGGCCCUGACACAGCUUUAGGAGGCCCUGGCACAGCUUUAGGAGGCCCUGGCACAGCUUUAGGAGGCCCUGGCACAGCUUUAGGAGGCCCUGCCCCAGCUUUAGGAGGCCCUGCCCCAGCUUUAGGAGGCCCUGACACAGCUUUAGGAGACCCUGACACAGCUUUAGGAGACCCUGACACAGCUUUAGGAGGCCCUGACACAGCUUUAGGAGGCCCUGACACAGCUUUAGGAGGCCCUGACACAGCUUUAGGAGGCCCUGCCCCAGCGGGAUCCGUCAAACGUUUCCCUACAUUCUGUCCAAGUAAGAAAAACGCGUGUCUUAUCAAGUUUAACUAA